AUGAGCGGAAGUAAGGACAGAAAAGCCGGCCUCGUCGGCGACAACAACGGCGGACGCCGCCGCGUGCCGGUCGUCACAGACGAGCGUGCCCAGCUGGUUGCGGACAAGUUCUUGUCAAUCAACACAAGCCGAGGCGCGACCGUGAUAGCACAGACGGCAGCUGACAAGAUGAGCCUCGGGCCUCGGGUUUGGGGCCGACCGGUCCGGCCACAGUUUGACACCGAAAAGUUCAAACGAACAAAAUUUUCUACCCCAGUUAUUGAAUCGGCAUGCUUUAAGGCGGCAAGCUGA
Messenger RNA from Soboliphyme baturini, 291 nucleotides. The record is from the annotation of a GenBank genome assembly. NCBI's taxonomy places the organism in Eukaryota, Metazoa, Nematoda, Enoplea, Dioctophymatida, Soboliphymatidae.